AUGAAGUUUGCGGUCGCCAUAACAACCGUAUUGUAUGUCGCAGAGGUUGACGACUGCAAGGAGGAGUCGUGCCUCAACGGCGGAGGCUGCAUAGAUGCGCAUCGUGGCUUUAGCUGCGACUGUGUGGGAACGGGCUUCACCGGACCACACUGCGAGACAGGUAUACGGUGUAACUGUGACGCGGAUCUACGGCGAUGGGAGGAAGAUUCUGGCUUCAUCACUCAGUCCCACCUUCUUCCCGUCACCAGGCUGAGAUUCGGAGACACUGGUGGUUUGUUUGCCGGACUCAACGAGGAAGGCUACCACUUUCUCGGACCUCUGGAGUGUUAUGAGGGAAACCGCUCGAGACUGUAUGAGGUUCCGCCAACGUGCGUCGAUACGGAAGAUCCUAGAUCUAUCGACCACUGCAGCACCAGUCCCUGCAGCGCGGGACAGUGCAUCCGCCUGGAUAGAGAUUACGAAUGCGACUGCACCAACACCGGAUUCCAGGGGCUAAACUGCAUGGAAGACAUCGAUGAAUGCCAAUCGUCACCGUGUCACAACAACGGUCUCUGUGUGGACCGCAUCAACGGAUACGUGUGCGUCUGCGUGGCCGGCUACCGGGGCGACGACUGCGAGAUUGAUAUCGAUGAAUGUAUAUCCUCACCAUGCAUGAACAAUGGGUCCUGCAUAGACAACGUCAACUACUACACUUGCAAUUGUCAGCCAGGAUUCACAGGAUAUAACUGUGAAAUAGACAUAGACGACUGUGCGAGCGGCCCGUGUCUGAACAACGCCCCUUGUGACGACCGCAUCGACAGUUUCGUCUGCCAUUGCGCGCGUGGGUUCACCGGAGACGUUUGUGAGACAGAUAUAGAUGAAUGCGCCUCCAUACCCUGUCACAAUGGCGCCACGUGUAGUGAUCACAUUGAUGGCUACACGUGUACCUGCGCUUCAGGGUACACUGAUCCAGCAUGCGCUACAGACGUGGAUGAAUGCCAGUCGGACCCGUGUCGCCACGGUGCGGUGUGUAGCGACCACGUAGAUCACUACAGUUGUGUGUGCAUGCCUGGCUACACGGGAUACAACUGUGAGACAGACGUGGACGAGUGCGGCUCGGCACCCUGUCAGCACGGCGCCGUCUGCGAGGAUCGCGUGAAUGCAUACGUGUGCGCAUGCGCGGAUGGCUACGCCGGCGACAGCUGUGAACACGACAUAUACGAGUGUGCGUCACAGCCCUGUCUGAACAGAGGCGUCUGCCACGAUCACGUGGGUCGCUACAGCUGCGCAUGCGCGCCAGGCUACACCGGCGAUCGCUGCGAAACAGACGUUGACGAGUGUGCGAGCGAUCCGUGCCGCAAUGGCGCCACCUGCCGGGACCUGGUGAACCGUCACGUGUGCGACUGCCGACCAGGAUUUACGGGUGAAACUUGUGAGACGGAUAUCGACGAGUGUGCGUCCAACCCUUGCCGCAAUGGCGCCCUCUGUCGUGAUCAUAUCAGCGCCUACUCCUGCUCGUGCCUACCGGGCUACACUGGCGCCAUCUGUGAAACAGACAUCGAUGAAUGCAUAUCAGCACCCUGCAUGAAUCAGGGGUCCUGUGUGGAUCUCGUUAACUUAUACACCUGCUCCUGUCAGCCAGGGUAUACUGGCCUUAAUUGUGAAAUUGACGUGGACGAGUGUGCGUCCACACCGUGCGAUCACAACGCCACCUGUGUCGACCACGUGAACCACUACACGUGCGACUGCAUGCCGGGAUACGUCGGUGACAACUGCGAGACAGACUUUGACGAGUGUGUAUCCGAUCCUUGUCUCAGUGGCGCCACCUGCAUCGACCUUGUUAAUCAUUAUACGUGCUCCUGCGGGGACGGGUACACUGGAUACAACUGUGAAACGGAUCGUGAAAUAGAUAGUAUAGAAUGCGCUUCCAACCCAUGCAUGAACGAUGCUUGGUGCAAGGACCAGAUCGAUGCCUACACCUGUGUUUGCCAGCCGGGCUUCACCGGAGAUCACUGUGAAACAGAUAUCAACGAGUGUGCUUCCAAUCCGUGUCUCAACAUCGCCACAUGUGUUGAUGACGUGAACUACUACACCUGCCGUUGUACGCCAGGCUAUUCAGGAACCAACUGCGAAAUUGAUGUAGAUGAAUGCAUAUCAUGGCCCUGUCUACACAAUGCUACCUGCGUUGACCAUGUCAAUUAUUAUAAGUGCAUUUGUAUACAAGGCUACACGGGCAUUAAUUGUGAAACAGACGUUGACGAAUGCGAGUACGCGCCAUGUCAAAACAACGGAACGUGCACGGAUCUCGUCAACAAUUUCACGUGUAGCUGCUUAGCUGGGUAUACGGGUUACAUCUGCGAAACAGAUAUCGAUGAUUGCGCUGCCUCGCCCUGCCGUAACGGAGCCACGUGCAGGGACGGCGUAGACGCCUACACCUGCAGCUGUGCGGAGGGCUACACCGGAAGCAACUGUGAGACAGAUAUCGACGAAUGCCAGACGCGUCCUUGUCACCACGGCGGCACGUGCGUGGAUCUCGUCAACCGCUUCGUGUGCGACUGUCUACCUGGCUUCACCGGAGUCGUCUGCGAGACAGACAUCCAGGAGUGCGAGUCGAACCCGUGCUACAACAACGCCACCUGCCGCGAUCGAGUGGAUUCUUACGUCUGCGAGUGCGUGCCUGGUUACACGGGCCACGAUUGCGACGCAGAGAUAUACGAGUGUGCCUCCAGCCCGUGCGUUCACGGCGGCCUAUGCACGGACUAUGUCAACGACUAUGAGUGCGAAUGCCGCAGCGGGUUCCAGGGGAAGAACUGUGAAAUAGUGAAGCCAACUGUGCCGUCAGUAGAGGAGAAAAUCAAGGAAGUGCUGGCGGAAGUCGGCGUUGCCGUGGCGACGAGGUCGGGCUGCUUCGUUCUGAUUGGCACGAUCGGAGCGACGGUGGCGCUAUUCGCAGCCUUCAGGAACUUCUCUCCGGAGAGGCUGCUUCAGAUGAAUUUUGAGCUCUCGCAAGUCAUCGUUCAUCUGCUCGUCUUGUUUGCCGUUAAUAGAACGGAACAUCUGGUCAUCUGUAAGGUGGUAGCCGUAGCCAUGCAUUACCUGUACACAGUCUCGUUCACUUGGCUGUUCCUCGACUCUCUACAUAUCUACAGUCUGAUGGCUAGAGUGGUGCCGAAGAACGGCAUGCUAAGGAGAUGGCACAACAUGGUAUUAGGAUGGGCGAUGUUUGUUCAGCCGCGCUGGCGGUGCGUUGUUGUUGCAGGCGCUCCCGCCGUCAUUGUUACAUUCUCCGUCAGCUGCCUUCACGACGAGUACGGCGGCGGUUCCACUUGUUGGAUGGACCUCAGUGGGGCCAUGGCAGUGACGGUGUUCUACCCUAACCUCGCCAUCAUCUGCAUCACCAUCGUGAUCCUAGAGUCUGCGGGCACCACCAAGUUCCCUGUGCUUCCACAUACCAACACGGACGAGGUCAACAGCGCAACGUAG
Priapulus caudatus is the source of this 3462-nucleotide messenger RNA. Its product is annotated as fibropellin-1-like. Gene Ontology annotation, molecular function: Notch binding; G protein-coupled receptor activity; calcium ion binding. The coding region runs from base 1 to 3462 and encodes 1153 amino acids. The record is from RefSeq and is a predicted model, not a curated record. Lineage: Eukaryota; Metazoa; Priapulida; Priapulimorpha; Priapulimorphida; Priapulidae. Gene Ontology annotation, cellular component: membrane. The transcript is spliced from 31 exons. Gene Ontology annotation, biological process: Notch signaling pathway; G protein-coupled receptor signaling pathway.